UUCCGUUUCUUUCCUUGCAGCUAGCAGAAGUAAAUAAAAAAAGGGAGAAGUUGCAGAUAAAUAUUUGAGGAUAUCUUCCGUUAUCGGGAAAAAAUGCCCCGUGGAAGCGAGAUCCCGGAAGGCAUCAGAUCGAUAGCUGUCGAUCUGCACAAAGCUGGGAAGGGCUACAAGUUCAUUUCAAAGACUUUAGAGAUUCCUCCCUCCACCGUAAGGAGCAUUAUCGUUAAGUGGAAACGGUUUAACACCGUGGCCACGCUGCCACGGAGUGGGAGACCCACGAAAGCUGGAAAAGUCCCCAGAUUGAACCUCAGAAAUCUGGUCAGCUUUUCGAAGGGGAAUCCGAAAAGAAAACAGAAAGGACAGUUGGAUGAGGAUGAUCCUACCAGUGAUAAAGAUGAAGAUCCUGAUGAGCCAAACGACAUCAGCGAGGCGUCAGGAGCUGCAUCGAAUGCAGAUUCUAAGGCGCCUCAUACAGAACCUUCUAAAGAAGGUCGGGGGUCAUCCAGAUCGACCCUUCUCACUGGAGACGAAGAAAUGAGAGACGGGAACAGCAGCAAUCAAGAGGGUGACAACGCAAGGCAGUCUGAGUCGGAUGAAGAAGAUCCCAUGACCAGUUUCCAGUUUGCCAGAUCAGCAGCGGAAGACGAGGACCACAAAAGGGUUGAACCUCCCGGACGAGCCUCUGACAGAGAAGAUUCAGAAAAGACUCCAAAGAAUUUCAGCAUUAUUGAUGAAGACGGAGACGAGGCAGAACCAUCGGAUACUGAUGAAGAAGAUCCACUGGCCAAUUAUCUUUUUGCAAGAGCCAAAGGUGGAACUGGAAAGUCUUCACACCAUGAGAAGCAGAAAAGAUCAACUUCCAGUGAUGACGCCUCAGAAGAAGAUCCAAUGGAGCAGAUAUUUGACCCCAAGUUUGAUGGAGAGAAGAAGAUUUACUCUGGUUCCUCAGUCAGUGUGAGAGCUCUCCUCCUCCUCCUCUUGACUUUCGUCCUGAAGCACGACUUGUCAAAAGCAGCCACCAAAGACCUGCUGGCCCUCCUCAACCUCAUGGUUCCUGGGUGCAUUCCCAGCUCUCUGCGUUUUUUAAAGAAACAUUUGACUGAAAUUGACAAGAAGACCGAGCUCCACUUGUACUGCCCCAGGUGCGAAAACUACCUGGGUAUUGAACCUGGUACUGAAUGUGGAGUGUGUCAGCAACGCUUGAGCAAAAAAAGUCUGCUAGAGAAGGCAAACUACUUCCUGGUGAUGCCGCUAGAAAUCCAGCUGCGGAAAGUCCUCACUCGUAUUCACUCAAAGUUGGGAAAGCAUUUCACCAGACAAAACUUUGUCUCUGACAUCAACACUGGAGGUGAAUAUAGGCAUGAUGAGCAGGAAGGCAGUAUUACGCUAACCUUUACAUGUGACGGUGCUCCUCUUCUCAACUCAUCCAAGUUUUCCGUCUGGCCCAUCCUGUGCACCAUAAACCAACUUCCAUAUGUGGAGCGGUGUAAGAACGUUCUUCUGCACACUUUGUGGUUCGGCAAAGGAAAGCCUCUGCUGCAGUGUUUCUUCACGCCGUUCAUCAACGAACUCCAUAAACUUUCUCACGAGGGCUUCACUUGGGAAGAUGAGAGCGGUUUAGAACUCAACACCAGAGUGACGGCCAAAAUCUGCGUCUGUGAUUCUUUGGCAAGGUCAGCGGUGCAGAACUUCCAGCCAUUCAGUUCGGAGUUUGGCUGUGGGUUCUGCUACCACAAGGGGGAGCUGGUUCAGAAGGGCCGGGGUUACACCAGAGUCUAUCCUGUACAAGCUGACGGCUGUGACCUGCGGCACAUGGCUGAGACGGAGCAGCUGGCCUCCUUAGUGGUCCAGAAUGAGUAUCCACAGGGUCAAAUGGGCGUCAAAGGUCACAGCCCGUUGCUUCUGUUGCCUUCGUUUGACGUCAUCAAAGGGUUCAUCCCUGAUUACAUGCACUGUGUUUGCCUUGGGGUUGUCCCAGAGUUUGUCAAUCUCUGGUUGGACCCUCUUUAUGCCAGGAAGCCCUUCCAUCUUCCAGCUCAGAGUUUGAAGGACCUGGACGAAGCUUUGUGUGGAAUCCAGCCUCCCGAUGAGAUCAGACCAAGACCUCGGGGCCUCAGUGACAGGAUGCAUUGGGAAGCAUCUGAGUGGAGAGCCUUUGCUCUCCUCUACUCUCCUGUAGUACUUAGGAAAGUUUUAGCAAACGUGUACUAUAAACACUGGAUGCUUCUCAUUUCAUCUCUUCACAUCCUCCUUUCUAAGUUUGCCUCUCAAGAGGAGAUCAGCUUUGCAGAGGUGUGCCUCCUUCAAUUCGUCACAGAGGUUCCUUCUCUGUACGGCCUCGAGCACUGCUCCUUUAACUGCCAUUUGCUGGUGCAUCUCCCUGACUGUGCCCGUAACUGGGGUCUGCUCUGGGCCAACUCGGCCUUCGUCUUUCAUGACGUCCAAAGCAGACUCCUGCAGACGUACUCCAGGACUCAGUCUGCCUCUCCGCUCAUCUUUAAGCAGUUUGUUUCCUUCAAUGAGAUCGUCAGAAAAGGAAAAGAUGUGCUGAAAGAUGCCGGUGCAGAAAUCACAAGCCUCUUUUCUUCUAUGACAAGCUGCGGUUCGCUUACCAAGUCCUCCAACUACAUCGGAGAAGAUGUUUUUACUUUGGGAUGUGGCUCUCAGAGAUCUCUAACUGCCAGAGAACUUGCUACAUUGCAGAACAAAGAUACAUGGCCCACUACUGAAUACUCCUGUUUCGUCUCCAGAGGUAUGUUGGUCACUACUUUAGACCACAGCGUCUCAUGCAAAAGGAACAACUCGGUCAUAGAAACGACAAGCGGCUUUGGUCUGGUGGAGUCUGCGGUUGUCAUAGAAAAGGAUUGCAGCUGUGACAAAUCCUCCAGCUGCUCCUGCAGAGAACUGGUUGUUUUUUGUAGAAAACUGCUCUCAGCGAACUCCCAGCCAACAAUCCUGAACACGCAGAUCAACAGAAACAUCGUAGAGUUCCUGGUGAGAGUGAGGAGCUCAGAUGAACUGUUUGUAGUGACGUGUCAGAGCAUAAUCUCCAAAUGUUUUGUGAUGCAACAAAAGGGUGGGCUAUACCUAAUGAGACUGCCGGCAAUCAACACUCUAUAAGGGUUCCAUGCAGUGUUUCCAUAAUCUCGCAACAGUUUUAUGUGAUAAACCUUAUUUUCCGUGUGGUGAUUAGAUAUUUAUGAAAUUCAACCAUCCUGCAUUUUUGGCAGUGGUGGCUUGUUCAUGUUGGGAGUUAAAGAUGCUCUACUAUAAAAGAGCAUUAUUCAGUACAUGACUGG
Cyprinodon tularosa is the source of this 3299-nucleotide messenger RNA. RefSeq lists its product as uncharacterized. NCBI's taxonomy places the organism in Eukaryota, Metazoa, Chordata, Actinopteri, Cyprinodontiformes, Cyprinodontidae. The transcript has 11 exons. The coding region runs from base 94 to 3120 and encodes 1008 amino acids. The record is from RefSeq and is a predicted model, not a curated record.